GAAACAAUUUGGGUAGUUUAGACUGCGCAAAGCGCUUCAAGUGGGUCAGCUGGUUGGAAAACUGCAUUUGGCAAAAACGCACGGCCACACACACAUUUGGCCAAGAAACGAUUGACUGUGGAUAGCCCCUCCACAGCUGACGAAAAGUUUGGGAAUUUGGCAACAGAAAAACGUAGCUGUAAAAGAGCGCAGACUUGUAAAGAUGUGGUCACUCGACUGGUAUGGGGGUCUCUCCAAACGUCAUCUCACAGCCCUUAUUAUUAGUGGCUGUACGCACGUGACAUUUCCCAGUAAUUUACAUUUACAAGAAAAUAUAGGUGUAAGAGUAUAUCCUGUAGUUGCACACACUUGCAUUUGUGGGAUGGCCACUGUCCAGCGUUCGAGUGGGUUGCCUACCUUGCAGGGCCAAUGUAGAAGGGGUUACGCCUGGUUGUUCGUACGCGCAUCGCACAGGCAGAGCGUCCUCCCCGGCUCAUAUCCUGUAUCAAGACACAAUCGCUUGUUUGAUGUCUAGAGAACCUGAUGCUUGGAGACUACUUGUAUGCCAUCGAUAGAGAUUUAUUUUUUUUCGUUUGAUUAUCAAGAUAUUCCUGUGGCAGGGGCCUUGAAAUGCUGUGGUUACUG
Molecule: messenger RNA, 624 nt
Organism: Spizellomyces punctatus DAOM BR117
Lineage: Eukaryota; Fungi; Chytridiomycota; Chytridiomycetes; Spizellomycetales; Spizellomycetaceae
Exons: 1
Coding region: 203-514 (103 amino acids)
Source: RefSeq, a predicted model, not a curated record